Fusarium vanettenii 77-13-4 is the source of this 1641-nucleotide messenger RNA. RefSeq lists its product as uncharacterized. The annotation marks the transcript as partial. Gene Ontology annotation, biological process: sphingomyelin catabolic process. NCBI's taxonomy places the organism in Eukaryota, Fungi, Ascomycota, Sordariomycetes, Hypocreales, Nectriaceae. Gene Ontology annotation, molecular function: sphingomyelin phosphodiesterase activity. The transcript has 3 exons. The record is from RefSeq and is a predicted model, not a curated record.
GUGGAGGAUGCAGAUGUAUGUGAUGGGACCAUCGAGCUUGAAGGACCCAUCAUCGCCGAAGCCUUGAGAAAUCUUGUCAUCGGGUCAAAGACAUCAGAUCUGUUCUGCGUAACCUUCUUGGGACUCUGCAAAUAUCCAGAAAUCGAGCCAUGGGAAGUCCCUUUCCCGCCUAAGACGCUCCCUCGCACGCGUCCAGCUCCGAGCGGACAAGACCCCAUUAAGGUCGUGCACUAUUCUGAUAUUCAUGUCGACCAAAUGUAUACUGAGGGGUCGAAUUCAGAGUGUAGGAAGCCUAUAUGCUGCAGACCUUAUACUGAGGGAGAUGAGCCUGGUAACACGGACUCGCCCGCUGGUCCUUAUGGCGAACAUACAUGCGAUUCUCCCGCUAGGCUCGAGCUUAGCAUGUAUAAGGCGAUCAAAGAGUUGGUUCCCGAUGCAGCCUUUAGCAUCUUUACGGGGGAUGUUGUCGACCACGCCAUCUGGAAUACGAGCAUCCCUUAUAAUGAAGGCCAGAUUGUCGAGUCCUAUGUAAACAUGGAUAGUCACUUAGGCAUUGUCUAUGGCACCGCUGGAAACCACGAAGCGCAUCCUACAAACGCCUUUCAACCCAACUCAAUUGGCAACUCAUCACAGUGGAUCUACGAUCUACUCUCAGGCAUCUGGUCACACUGGAUCGGCCCCAAAGCUGCCGUCACAGCAGAGGAACUCGGGGCGUACUCGACUCGAUACCCUCAUGGCAACCUACGUGUCAUUUCUCUCAACACCAACCUGUUCUACCGCGGAAACUUCUGGCUGUUCCAGAAGGAUAUGCUCCGUGACCCAAGUGGUCAGAUCGAGUGGCUCGUGAGAGAGCUUGAUGCCGCAGAGAAGGCAGGCGAACAUGUUUACAUCAUUGGACACAUGCCGCUCGGAGACAGGAAUGCGUUCCACGACCAGUCGCAUUAUCUCAACGAGGUUGUGCAUCGGUACUCGGGGACCAUCGCGGCCAUGUUCUAUGGACACACGCACAGAGACCAUUUCCAGAUUACAUACGCCGACUCUUCGAAUAAGAGCUUUUCUAAUGCUCUUGUAACCUCAUACAUAGGCCCCUCGCUUACGCCUAUGUCCGGAAUGCCCUCGUUCCGCGUUUACGAUGUUGACCCAGUCACCUUUGCUGUCCUCGAUGCGACAACUUACAGCGCCGACAUGACAUCCGACACUUAUCAGACUCAGGGACCUGUGUGGAAGAAAUACUACUCGGCUAAGGAAACAUACGGACCUCUCACAAACCAUCCCCUGACGAAUCCUCAUACAGAGCUCACCGCAGGGUUUUGGCAUAACAUAACCGAAAGGUUCGAAACAGACCAGAAUGCUUUCGAUGACUUUAUGCUACGCAUGAGCCGUGGGUGGAAACAGCCAGAAUGUAACGAAGACUGCAGACAGACACAAAUCUGUCAGCUUCGAGCAGCUCGGAGUGAGGAUAACUGCGAUGUUCCCACACUUGGUUUUUACUACCAGAAGAGAAUGGAAGACAGCUCAGAGCGGGACGAGUGUGGCAUCUCUGUCAUGCAGGCUACGUUAUCGGCUUUGGUGUCGAGGAAGGGCGUGCUGGAGAUGUUGCAGGGUUUGCUACUUGGGAAGAAUCUGGAAUUGUUUGGGUGA